AUGGAGCUCCAGAAGGGCCAGUACCAUCCCGCAGGAGCAGACGACUUACGUUCUCCAUGUCCUGUACUCAACUCACUCGCCAACCAUGGCUAUAUCGCGCGCGACGGAAAGUCCAUCACCGCUGCUGAGCUGAAAUCGGCCAUUCGAUAUGUCGGGUUAGGCCUGGACAUAGCCUCUGUUCUCGUAAGCCGUGUCUUUCAAAUCCACUCCGACGACCCGAAACACGGACCACCAGGAAGCUCCCAAGUUGGACUACGCGACCCGGGACAAGUGAACAGAGACGGGAUUCCAGUGCUCAACCUCGAUCAAGUCGGCCGUCCUCAUGCUUUGGAACACGAUGUCUCAAUCACCCGACAAGACCGCGCGUUGGGCGACUGCAUCCACCUAGACCCUGACCUAUACAAACGGUUUCUUCGGACUGCGAAGGAAGGGAAGUUUCACAGCACAGUCAUGGGAAGGUAUCGAAAGUUUGGAAAAUUCGAACACUACGUUGCGUGUUCUGAAGUGGCAGCUCUGCGAAGUGUCUUUGGCAAGGGCGUCACGAAGGGUAUUCCGGAUGACUAUGUGCGUGCGGUCUUUGGCGAAGAGCGUCUGCCGUACGAUGAAGGUUGGAGUCCACGCCGGUUCAAGGUGUAUUUCCCAGAGGCACUAGCGCUGCUAUUGCAUGAUCCCCUCGCUUUGGCUAUAUCACCCCACAAUAGUCUUUGUGUCUCGCCCACAGAAGGCUUGUUUCGGAUUCCCCUCAUAUUGGCUGCCCUUCUGUCUCGGUUCACUGCUGGGGCCGCCCGUGUCACUAAAUUUAGAACAGAUAACAGGUCGCCAUGGAACUUUCAGUUUAUGAUCUAA
Messenger RNA from Aspergillus niger, 846 nucleotides. RefSeq lists its product as uncharacterized. Lineage: Eukaryota; Fungi; Ascomycota; Eurotiomycetes; Eurotiales; Aspergillaceae. The record is from RefSeq and is a predicted model, not a curated record. Gene Ontology annotation, molecular function: peroxidase activity. The transcript has 3 exons. The coding region runs from base 1 to 846 and encodes 281 amino acids.